Cucumis melo (muskmelon) is the source of this 2976-nucleotide messenger RNA. RefSeq names its product disease resistance protein RPV1-like. The transcript is spliced from 6 exons. NCBI's taxonomy places the organism in Eukaryota, Viridiplantae, Streptophyta, Magnoliopsida, Cucurbitales, Cucurbitaceae. Gene Ontology annotation, biological process: defense response; signal transduction. Gene Ontology annotation, molecular function: ADP binding; ATP hydrolysis activity. The record is from RefSeq and is a predicted model, not a curated record. Bases 1 to 2976 code for a protein of 991 amino acids.
AUGUAUCGAGCAAGUGGAUCGUCUUCCUCGCAUGUUAGGUUGCCUUUUGAUGUAUUCUUAAAUUUCAGAGGAGAAGAUACUCGUUCCAGCUUCACGAGUCAUCUUCAUAUGGCUUUGUGUCAAAAAGGUGUCAAAGUUUUUAUAGAUGAUGACAAGCUUCCAAGGGGUGAAGAAAUUUGUACAUCUCUUUUGAAAGCCAUUGAAGAAUCAAAAAUCUCCAUUGUUAUAAUUUCAGAAAAUUAUGCAUCUUCCCAUUGGUGUUUGGAUGAACUAAUAAAAAUCAUCAUGUGUAACAAAUCCAAUAAUCGGCAAGUCGUUUUUCCUGUUUUUUACAAAGUGGAUCCAUCUCAAGUACGACAACAAAGUGGAAGAUUUGGAGAAGAAUUUGGCAAACUUCAAGUUAGGUUCUCCAACAAGAUGCAAGCAUGGAGUGAGGCUCUAACUUUCAUCUCCAGUAUGUCUGGAUGGGAUCUAAAAAAUUAUGAAAGUGAAGCAAGUUUGAUUCAAAUAAUUGUUCAAGAAGUCAGGAAGAAAUUAAAGAAUAGCGGAACGACACAGUUAGAUGUAGCUAAAUAUCCAGUUGGAAUUAACAUACAAGUUAAUAAUUUACUCCUACAUGUUAUGCCCAAUGGAGUUACUAUGGUUGGAUUGUAUGGAAUUGGAGGUAUGGGCAAGACAACUUUGGCCAAAGCUUUAUACAAUAGAAUUUCUGAUGACUUUGAAGGUUGUUGCUUUUUGGCAAAUGUUAGAGAAGCUUCAAAUCAACAUUGGGGUCUUGUUGAACUCCAAAAGGCGCUACUUCGUAAGAUUCUAAUGGAUGAUUCAAUCAAAAUUAGCAAUAUUGGUAUAGGAAUUAGCACCAUAAGGGAUCUAUUAUGCUCAAAAAAGAUUCUUUUGGUUCUUGAUGAUGUUGAUACGCAUGAACAACUACAGGCAUUGGCUGGAGGACAUCAUUGGUUUGGACAUGGAAGUAAGGUCAUUGCGACAACAAGAAACAAGCAAUUACUUGCUAGUCAUGGAUUUAAUAUAUUGAGAAGAGUUAACGGAUUAAAUGCCAUUGAAGGUCUUGAGCUUUUUAGUUGGCAUGCAUUUAAAAAUAGUCAUCCCUCAAGUGAUUAUUUACACCUUUCAAAACAUGCUGUACAUUAUUGUAAAGGUCUUCCUUUAGCUCUUGAAGUGUUAGGUUCCUUCCUUAAUUCUAUUGAUGAUCAAUCCAAGUUCAAACAUAUAUUGGACGAAUAUGAGAACUCCUACCUGGACAAAGACAUCCAAGAUAUUCUUAGAAUAAGUUAUGAUGAACUUGAACAAGAUGUAAAAGAAAUUUUCCUUUACAUUUCUUGUUGCUUCGUAAAUGAAGACAAAAACAAGGUUCAAAUGAUGUUACAAGCAUGUGACUGUCAUUUCAGAUUAGAAAUGGGAAUUAAGAAACUCACGGAUCUGUCACUUAUUAACAUUGAUAUGUUCAAUUGCGUUGAAAUGCAUGACUUGAUACAACAAAUGGGUCACACAAUUCAUCUUUUGGAGCCUUCUAAUUCUCACAAAAGAAAAAGAUUUUUGUUUGAAAAAGACGUCAUGGAUGUCUUAAAUGGAGAUACGGAAGCAAGGGCUGUGAAAGCCAUAAAGCUAAAUUUUCCUCAGCCCACUGAGCUAGACAUUGAUUCAAGAGCUUUUGAAAAAGUGAAAAACUUGGUAGUGCUCAAAGUUCACAACGUCACAUCUUCAAAAAGUCUUGAGUAUCUACCGAGUAGCUUAAGGUGGAUCAUUUGGCCUAAAUUUCCUUUUUCAUCUUUGCCUUCAAGCUAUUCAAUGGAGAAACUUAUUGAACUCACAAUGCCAAGUAGCUUCAUCAAACAUUUUGGAAAUGGAUUUAUGAAUUGCGAAUGGUUGAAGCGUAUAGAUCUUAGCCGCUCUGAGUUUUUAGAAGAAAUUUCUGAUUUAUCCAGUGCAAUAAACCUCGAAGAGUUGGAUCUUUCUUGGUGUAACAAUCUUGUAAGAGUUCAUGAAUCAGUUGGAUCACUAGGUAAACUUGCUACAUUGGACCUUUCUAGUCAUUCUAAUGGCUUUACGCAAUUUCCAUCCAACCUCAAGUUGAAGUCCCUAAAAGAAUUGGUAAUGAAGGAGUGCAGGAUUGUUAAACGGUAUCCUCAUUUCAGUGAAGAAAUGAAGUCUAGUUUAGAAGAAUUACGGAUUGAGUAUAGUUGUGUGACAGACCUAUCCCCAACGAUUGGACAUCUUACUGGUCUCACACAUUUGACGAUCGUUGAAUGCAAAGAGUUCACAACUCUUCCAAAAAUUUUAAAGGUUCCUGAAGGCGUAAUUUUUAUGAAUGCUCAAGGCUGCAAAUCAUUGGCUAGAUUUCCAGACAAUAUAGCUGGAUUCAUAUCUUGUGAUUUGGAAUUUGUAGAUAGAAAAUACAGACAACUCAUAUUAAUGAAUUGUGAUAUUCCAGAAUGGUUCGAUUACAAGAGUAGGAACAAUUCGAUAACGUUUCCUACGACAUUUAAUUAUCCGGGUUGGAGAUUGAAAGUGCUUGCUGCAUGUGUUAAAGUUCAAGUUCAUGAUUGUGUUACUCAGUAUCAUAAUACGGCGGAGCUUGAAUGUCAAGUGUUCUUCAAUGACAUUCCAGUGUGGAGUUCUGAAGACGAGGAAAAAUGUCUUGUAGAAGAGUCAAGAUGGUUGAGCCUAGAAGCAUCACCAAAUGACUAUACGUGGUUUAUUGUACUCAAUCCUCAUAGAGAUUUCUACCUAGAUUUGGAUGAUAUGAUGGAGGGAUCACCAGAGACUGAUGUAAGUCAGCUAUGUUUUGGAAUUAAUUCCAUGGAAAUGGACCAUAAUAUUAUACCAGAUGAUAAUUGGAAUUCUAUUGGGGGAAGUAUUUGGAAGAACUUUACGGUGUUGUUUACGCCUCGUCCCGAGCUUUCAGACGCUAAAGUAAGUAUAAAAAGUUGUGGUGUUCAUGUCAUCAUGGAGGAAUGA